Molecule: messenger RNA, 1062 nt
Organism: Paramecium sonneborni
Lineage: Eukaryota; Ciliophora; Oligohymenophorea; Peniculida; Parameciidae
Source: the annotation of a GenBank genome assembly
AUGAUAACGACUAUAAAAACUAAUAAUAAGAAAAUUGAAAGAGAUUUAGCACAUUUAUUAAAAGCAAUAUCUUCUUGGGAUAUUCAUGUAAUUAUUAACAAUAUAUCUCUUAGAUAGAGAAUUAUAGAAUUGCUUAAUCUCAACAUCAUCAUUUUGAUAUUCAUUUAGCAUUUUCAUUAAUUGAUUAAUUAAAAAGAGGUUAUAUUACGAAGAAGAAGUUUCAUCAAUUUUUGUUAGAAGGUUAAGUACAUUGUUCAUUAAAAGAAUGGGAAUAUAUUCAUGAUUUUUGUUUCUUAGAAGAAGACAUUUAAUUUGAAGAAUUUAAGAAUUUUAUAUUACCAUAAGGUAUGGAAAAUCAUUAGAAUUCAAAUAUCCAAAAAUAAACUAAUCUAUUAAUGAUAUAAUGGAAUCAAGAAUUUCUAUUGAGAUUUUUUGAAAGAAUUAUUUCAUCAAUUAGAGAAUUAAAUCAAUUAAAAUAAGAAUUACAUCAAUGGGUUUUUAGUGAUAUUCAUGAAAUUUGGAAGGUCAUUAGUAAUAAAUAUCCAACAAAGAAAAUUGGAUAUUUAUCAAAAGACUAAAUUAAGGAUUUAAUUGAAUAAUAUGGAUACCAUUUUAGUGAGUAAGAAUUCUAAGCCUUAUUAAAGAUAUUAAAAUGUAAAAUAAAACAAGAUUAUUUGACUUAAGAAUAAUUAUACAAAUUAAUCUUUCCUCCUAUAUUUGUUGUUUCGAGUUCAUAUUUAUAAGAAAAACAAGAUCCUCUAGAUAAGAAAGCAGAAUUAACAUAUGCUCAUUAGAAAUAUAGAAAGGUUUUUGAUCUGGUUAGAGAAGAAAGACCAAAAUUAUUAUUUGAAUCAAGUAUAAUUACAUUAUUUAUAUAUAGAGUAUUUGGAAAAUCUAAAAGAACAUUAUAAAUAAAAUAAAUAGGAAAAUUAGAUUUAUGAAUAAAAUUUAAGAAGCCAAACACUUUAAUACAAUAAGUAUUUCUCUUCUGGAUUCUCAUAAAUUUAAGAAUCAUUAUAUAAAUAUGAUACUGUAUUUAAUUAAUAUGGAAGUAGGAUUUGA